Folsomia candida is the source of this 1594-nucleotide messenger RNA. RefSeq names its product speckle-type POZ protein. Lineage: Eukaryota; Metazoa; Arthropoda; Collembola; Entomobryomorpha; Isotomidae. The record is from RefSeq and is a predicted model, not a curated record. Gene Ontology annotation, cellular component: nucleus; cytoplasm. Gene Ontology annotation, biological process: proteasome-mediated ubiquitin-dependent protein catabolic process; regulation of proteolysis. Bases 165 to 1184 code for a protein of 339 amino acids. The transcript is spliced from 6 exons. Gene Ontology annotation, molecular function: ubiquitin protein ligase binding.
GUUUCCUGGUCAUCUUAAGCACGAAACGAAUUCCACCUGUCUGUUCACCAGGCAGCUUUAGCUCGAGAACACGGUUAACACAAACUUGGUUUUUUUCUCUAAAAUUGUCCAAGACCGGAAAUUUCGAGAAUAAGCUCAUCAAGGCAGUGUCCCUUCGCAGUAAAAUGUCGCUGAUCGCCCAGUCGCAUGUGGAUACCGAGCGCCACGAAUUUAUCUGGAACAUUAACAAUUUCAGCUUCCUUUCAUCUAAUCCGAAGUACUUUGACCGGCACACUUUCCACUUCGCGGUAGGCUCCAAAAUCGGCAAAGUCUCCAAAUGGAAACUUUUCUUGGCUCACCGAGGGUCGAACCCUUUCCUAUUUUUCCAACUGGUCGAAUACACUGGCCCACACGAGCUUCCGGUCACCCUAGAAGUCUGCGUGGAGAAUGGAUUAGGUCACAAAUACGAAUUUAAAAUGGCCUUACGAACCUUCACCGCAUCCUGUACCGAGCCGAUCAACUGCAACUCGUUUAGCGGUCAGCCCUACACGACCCUCAAGUCGAUUUGCAAUCAGGGUGUCGGCGACACGUUGAAACUGACCAUAGUCUGCAUAGUCUUUGGCAACCCGAGCUUCACGAUUUCGGCGGUGGAUUGUUCGUCGUCAUCUUUAAUUAUGGAGAGGGAGCAAGCAAGAACCGUUCCGCGCCAUAGGGAGGCCAUUCUUGCCAGACUGGAAAGCGGGGAAAGGUCUGAUGUGACCUUUGUGACGAGGGAUGAUCAACGCAUCGCGGCACACAGGCUCAUCCUCUCCAUGCAAAGCGCCGUAUUUACGGCCAUGUUCGACGCUGAGAUGAAGGAGAAGACUGAUGGAAUCGUCAAGCUGGUCGAUUUGGGGGGCGACGGGCUCAAAAUCUUACUAAAGUUCCUCUACACCGGCGAGUUGGAGGAGACAUGGGACAAAUUUUAUGAAGAGAUUGUCAAUGCAGCGAACAAGUAUCAAAUAAAAUCACUGAUGGACAUGUGCGACAGGAUGCUUCCAACCCUUGUCUCUUGGCAAAAUUGCGUGGAGCUCUUAAAUCUUAGCGAAUUACACGGUAUGACCGGUGCGAAGGAGAAGAUUGAAAAAUUUAUGAAGAGUGAUCCGGACAAAAUUUUCCAGUUGUGGCGUGCUCCUCCAUCCUCAAAGCGUCGUCGAGAUAUUUAAUUUUUCACCUAUAAUAAUAAAUAUGUAAGAAAUUUUAGCCUGCAUUGGGAACAAAUGAUUACGAUGUAAAUAUGUCAAUGUUUUGGUAUUUUUUAAUUUAAUUAUAUUUGGUAUUGUUAAUGUUAAUUCACUAUUAUUAUGUACAUAAGAUUAUUAAGCUAAUUUCGCAUUACAUAUUCUUUCUCUCUUGGGAGUUAGAAAUUUUGGUUCUUGAUAUUUGAUAUUUUUGUCUCUCAAUUGUUAAAAGUAACGAAAUAAUUAUUUAACCUAUUGAUAAUACUUAAUUAUGUUCUUGAUGCAAUCCCACAAAUUGUAUAUAUGUAUGUACAUACAUAUCAAUACCCUCAAUUUUUCAUUGCUUCGCAAAUUUUGGAUUAUUAAAUGAUUCAAUGUUUCUGUAAACUAAAAAA